Molecule: messenger RNA, 1041 nt
Organism: Dentiscutata erythropus
Lineage: Eukaryota; Fungi; Glomeromycota; Glomeromycetes; Diversisporales; Gigasporaceae
Source: the annotation of a GenBank genome assembly
UAUGAAUAUUUUAAUUCGAGAAAAUUUGCAAAAAUAACUAAGCAACCUAUCGCAACUAUGAAUUCUUGUCAUUUCAUAUUUUUGCUCUUCACCUAUAUAUUAACAUUCGUAAAUCCUUCCCCGAUCCCCGUUAUAACAAACGAUACUAGUAAAUCGUUUGAACCACCGUCUCCAUCGGCUUCAAAUGGAAUUUGUAACCUUGAUGAUGGGGAUAUACCUGAUCUCACUCGGUUUGUUACUUACUCCGCAGCUUCCUACUGUUCAAACUCUGCUAGCUGGACAUGUGGAUUUUACUGCGAUAAUAUUCCUGAAACAACGGUUAUAAAAACUAUUACAACUGAACCUGCAGAAUGGGUAAAAAUUUUAGGACAGAGUGCCGAUGCUUAUGCGGUUAUUACUCGUAACACGAAAUAUAAAGAGAUCGUUGUCACUUUCCGAGGAACUUCUAAUUUUGGCAACACUGUCAAAGAUAUAGAAGUAGUCCAAUGUCCAUAUGGAUUUGAAUCCACUACUCCGUGUAUCCCUACUAAUUUAAUAUCAGGAGGUGCCCUUGUCCAUUUUGGAUUUUAUACUGCUUUUCUUACCUUUCAACAACAACUUCGAGAUGUAAUCUCUAACUCAAUGAAACAAUAUCCUGGUUAUAAUAUUGUUGUUACUGGUCACAGUUUAGGAGCAGCAUUAGCAUCGUUUGCCGCUCUCGAUAUUAAGCAAUUCAUUAAUGGAUCAAAUCCGUGUCUAUACACCUAUGGUGAACCUCGAAUUGGAAAUUCUGUUUUUGCUUCAUUUGUAGAUGAAACUUUGGGUACUGUGAAAAGAACUGUUAAUCAAGCCGAUGAAGUGCCUCAUUUGGUCUUGGAAGUUGACUAUAAACACCAUAAAGGUGAAAUCUGGAUUGCUAAUACUACUGCUAACCAAGCAGUCGAAUGCUCAGGCGAUGAAAACAAUCUCUGUUCUGAUUCUGUUCAACUUGGAGAUUGGAAUUCUGUAGAUCACGAUGGCCCAUAUUGGGGUGUCCAUAUAAAUAAAGGUCUCUGUGAAUAG